GGAGACGAUGCCGUGGGUACCACUUUAAAGAGACGGAUGCAGACCACGCCCUUCCUUUCUUCGCCGACAGGGGGCUCUGUGGCGUCCAUCGCAGGCCGAUCCUCAGCAGCAGCUUUACCCCGCUGCCCUUCCAGCAGCAUCUCACCUUCAGCCGGCCUGACGCACAUUCACCGCCGCACCCGCAAAGGAGAACAGAGAAGAAAGAGAGACACGGAGACGGAGAGGACAAAACAACCAAGAGAAAAGAGUAACAUCACAGUCGGUGGUUUUAAUGAUGUAGUCAAUCGUUAUUUGCUUUGACAUCUAAUUUAGCCCGCCUGCCCCUCUGCGACAAGCAAAGACCGUCCAGCGGCGCACAAACACCAUCGCAUCCUCUCUCGGUUUGUGAAGGUAAAGCCGUCCAACCUGUACACGCGGCGCCCGGAGUCCAUUCGACGGAGAAGGACAACGUCUCCGCGCACGGCUCGUCGUUUAUUUUGACGGCGCCAUCGGGCCCGAUCUUCGUCCAUCCUCAGCAGCAUCUCUGCACUCAGCAGAAAGCAGCAUCCUUCCGCCUCCUCCUUGAAUCUGCGCCAUGGCCGAUGUCCCUGCGGAGUGCAACAUAAAAGUGCUUUGUCGCUUUCGUCCUCUCAACCAGUCGGAGAUUGUUCGUGGGGACCAGUUCAUCCCCAAAUUCCAAGGAGAUGACACAGUCCUCGUCGGGGGGAAGUCCUACGCGUUUGAUCGAGUGUUUCCAACCAACACCACCCAGGAGCAGGUGUACAACACCUGCGCCAAACAGAUUGUCAAGGAUGUUCUGGGUGGAUACAAUGGCACUAUUUUCGCGUAUGGACAAACCGCCUCCGGGAAGACUCACACCAUGGAGGGCAAGCUGCAUGACCCUCACCAGAUGGGUAUCAUUCCUCGCAUCGCUGAGGACAUUUUCAACCACAUCUUUGCCAUGGAUGAAAACCUUGAGUUCCACAUCAAGGUUUCCUACUUUGAAAUCUACAUGGACAAAAUACGUGACCUUCUGGAUGUGACAAAGACCAACCUCGCUGUGCACGAGGAUAAGAAUCGGGUGCCGUUUGUCAAGGGAUGCACUGAGCGUUUUGUCUCCAGCCCUGAUGAGGUGAUGGAUGUGAUCGACGAGGGGAAAGCUGCUCGCCACGUUGCUGUGACCAACAUGAACGAGCACAGUUCUCGCAGCCACAGCAUCUUCCUGAUCAACAUCAAGCAGGAGCACGUAGAGACUGAGCAAAAGCUGUGUGGAAAACUCUACCUUGUGGACUUGGCUGGCAGCGAGAAGGUCAGUAAGACUGGAGCUGCAGGAGCCGUCCUGGAUGAGGCUAAAAACAUCAACAAGUCUCUUUCUGCUCUGGGAAAUGUCAUUUCUGCAUUGGCUGAGGGCACGAAAAGUCACGUGCCGUACCGUGACAGCAAAAUGACCCGCAUCCUGCAGGACUCCCUUGGAGGGAACUGUCGCACCACCAUGUUUAUUUGCUGUUCUCCUUCCAGCUACAACGACGCAGAGACCAAGUCCACUUUGAUGUUUGGACAACGUGCCAAGACCAUCAGGAACACCGCCUCCAUCAACCUGGAGCUGACAGCGGAGCAGUGGAAGAAGAAGUUUGAGAAGGAGAAGGAGAAGAACAAAACUCUGAAGGAUACUAUUCAGAAGCUGGAGAUUGAGCUCAACCGCUGGAGAAACGGAGAGAACGUGCCUGAGACGGAGCAGACCAGCCAAGAAAUAGUGACCCGUUUCGAGACCGUGGAGGAGCGUCCGAUUUUGGACAACGACACCUCCUCCAUUGUUGUCCGCAUUUCCGAAGAGGAGCGGCAGAAGUACGAGGAGGAGAUCCGCAAGCUGUACAAGCAGCUCGAUGACAAGGAUGAUGAGAUCAAUCUGCAGUGCCAGUUGGUGGAGAAACUGAAGCAGCAGAUGAUGGACCAGGAUGAGCUCCUGGCCUCAUCCAAGGGCGACGGGGACAAGGUGCAGGCCGAACUCGGCAGGCUUCAGGUGGAAAGUGACUGCGCCAAGGCUGAGGUGAAGGAGGUGCUGCAAGCGCUGGAGGAGCUGGCCAUCAACUAUGACCACAAGAGCCAGGAGGUGGAGGAGAAAGGCCUCCAGAACCAGCUGCUGGCUGACCAACUGUCCCAGAAAAUGGCCAGUCUGAUGGAGCUGGAGGCGGAGCUGUCUCGUAUGCAGGAAGUAAGCGGGCAGCAGAGGAAACGCAUCGCUGACGUCCUCAAUGGUCUGAUGAGGGACCUCAGUGAGUUCAGCACCAUUGUGGGCAACGGGGAGAUCAAGCUGCCGGUGGAGAUCAGCGGUGCAAUCGAGGAGGAGUUCACGGUGGCUCGCCUCUACAUCAGCAAGAUCAAGUCGGAGGUGAAGAGCAUGGUGAAGCGCUGCCGCCAGCUGGAGAACAUGCAGCUGGAGUGCCACCGCAAGAUGGAGGAGACCGGGAGGGAGCUCUCCUCCUGCCAGCUCCUCAUCUCUCAGCAUGAAGCUAAGAUCCGCUCUCUGACGGAGUACAUGCAGAGCGUGGAGCAGAAGAAGAGGCUGCUGGAAGAGAGCCACGACUCCCUGAGCGAAGAGCUGGCCAAGCUGCAAGACCAGGAUAACUCCCUGCUUGAGGAGAAGGAUGGAGAAAAGGGGGAGAUUGAGGAGGGAAAUGUGAAGAAGGUUGCACGUCAGCAGGGGGAGUCUCACCGUGGCCUCCAUCACCAGCAGCUGGCCCGCCUCCGGGACGAGAUCAACGAGAAGCAGAGGAUCAUUGAUGAGCUCACUGAUCGUAACUCCAAGCUGGAGCUGGAGCUCGCUCAGGUUCGUGCUGACUUUGAGCGUCUGAAGAGUCAGGACACCACCAAGACUGAGCGCCUGGAGGAGCUCUCAUUCCUGCAUGAGCGCCAUGAGCAGACUAAACAGGACUUGAAGGGUCUGGAGGAGACUGUCGCCCGCGAACUCCAGACCCUCCACAACCUGCGCAAGCUGUUCGUUCAAGACCUCACGUCGCGGGUUAAAAAAAGUUCCGAAAUGGAGCCUGAUGAUAGCGGGGGGUCUUGCACCCAGAAGCAGAAGAUUUCCUUUCUUGAGAAUAACCUGGACCAACUUACAAAGGUUCACAAACAGCUGGUACGUGACAAUGCAGAUCUGCGCUGUGAGCUUCCAAAGUUGGAGAAACGUCUUCGGUCUACUGCUGAGAGAGUUAAGGCCCUGGAGACUGCACUGAGGGACGCCAAAGAGGGCGCAAUGAUGGACCGCCGCCGCUACCAGCAGGAGGUCGACCGUAUCAAGGAUGCCAUGAGGGCAAAGAGCGCCCAGAGGCGCCCGCAUGCCGCACAGAUCGCCAAGCCAGUGAGACCGAAACAGCUGCCCGUCUGCUCUCCCACCAACCCGUUCUACACUUACAUCCGUGCCACUGAACAAGCCAACACCUACAGCAACGCCUGUUUCCAGGGCAACGGGACACAGCCGAGCGCCCCAAGCGCCAACUGCAACCCCAACUCUGUGCAGAGCAACACAGUGUCCACAGCGCUGGGCUACCGAGCAGGCAGAUACACUGGAGACAUACUGGAGUCCUUCCCACUCAAUAUUGAAAACGGUAACAACACAAGUGAAACGAGAGACAUCAAUGACAACAGAAGCGAUGUUCACUGUGGCAGCGAGGUGGAUGAUUCAAACAGGCAUUACAUCAUUCAGCAGGAGACCGCUGCAAGUUAAUGCCAUGAAGAUGACCAAAAACUGUACCUGCCCAAGGAUCCUCCCGUCUGCAUGCAGCCUGCUUCCCCAUCCCUCCACUGCAUCAAUGAUGACAACGAAGACCUGUAGCCCCUGUAGUCUUCAAACUUAAUUGACUUAACCUUCUGCUCCUACGGUGACCACCUUCAGGUUUGAGGUCCAGUCUCUUUUCAGUUCAGCCAGCACAGAAGGUAUAUUAAAUCAAAUUUGUUUUCCUUUUUAAAAACAGGAAUUUCAACUCAUCAUUCUCUCCGUCAAUCAAUUUGUCACAAGAUAUCACUGAUACUGAAUACCUCCGGAUGUGGCUGAACUGAAACAGGGCUACCUGUAUCCCUGACGAUUUAGGACUCACAUGUUGUAAAUAAUAGAGCUGUAUACUCCAGUAGAGGUUUCUGACCAGCAACUGUUCGUGUGAAUGCACAGCCUCCACCGUCCCCUGCACACACCUUCUUAAGGGCAUGAUGGGAAUGACAUACUGUAGGCAGACGUGACCCGUCGUAAAUAACAGUAUAGUGUUUAACGCCAGCUUGUAACAGAAGACCCACACUGCAUGUCGCGUUGCAGGUUAGCUUUCAAAUCUUUGCAUGUGUCCUGGUUCCAGUCAGGAGUUGGUAUGCUGCGGGUGAACAGUCCGAUCGACUUCGACAGGUGUAAUAGAGAGAGAGAGAGAGCUGGUGUUCCUUAAUCCUGAUCAUGGUUACCAUGCUUAAGAUUUUCUACUUUAAAGCAAAACUAGGUAAAUGUGGCUUUAACACGGGAAGAAACCACACUAAACACAUUAGGGUCUAGUUUUUAUUUAAUGGAAGAUGCAGUGGGGGAAGCCCAGCCCUGACUUAGCAGGUUUGGAAUGUUGCAGCUGUGUGAUGCCAUUGUACAUUUCAGGUUAUGAUGCCAGCAUCAAUUUAUUCUGGCUUUCUCCCUGCUUUGCGCCCACACCUUGUUAGUGUUCAUACCAAGCCUUAACGAGAGCUGACUUCUCAUGAUGAUCAAGUGCAUACAUUUGUAGUUACUACCUCUAGAGCUGCUCAUAAAAGCUUAAUACACCAAUAUCUUUUCAAAACCCUUAACAGAAGCGGAUCUUAGAGUUUCUAUUAGAAAACAGCAUUUUUAGUGCAGCAAUAGCUGUGAGACCUUAUUAGAGCAGUAGUUAUGUUCUCCUGAAGUUCAUUUAACAACAGAUUCCUCCUCCAUCAUGCAACAGGAUCAGGACUGGGCCGAAGAACGGCAUGCAAAAUGUUCUAUUGCAACAGAGAUGUAGUUUGGUCACAUCAGGGCCGAUCUGACAGUGUCAAGGUAUACAACGUAAAUAUUCAAAUAGUUUCCAACCCUUCCUAGUGCCUAAUGCAUUUAUAUGAAACGGAGUAACACUGAAAUUAUAACAGUCUUCCGUCCGUGAAUCUAAAGUUACACUAAUAACGUACUGCCGUUUAAAAACAGAAGUCAUGUAACCCCUUUUGGUCUAACUGUAAUUUAUUCAGUGACUUGUGCUUUUAAAUCUUUUCAAACAAUCCCGUCCAAUCAUGAGUGAGUCUCCAGCUGAGCAGGCACCAGUCUGGGACCAACAUACUGAAGCCGUUUGUUGCUUGUUGAGUCGUGCUGUGUUUCUUCUGUCAGAAAUCCUGACCAGCCAAUCAGGAUAGAAGAAACCAGCGUGUCUCAGGUGCGUCACAAAGAUGUGGAUGUGCUCAGACAAAGCUCAGUCACUGAAUUGAAAGGACAGAUUAAAUCUCAAGUGUGUUGCUCUCAUAGAAAACAAACACAACAACAAAUCAGCUUUUGCGUACCUAAAUCUCUCGCGUAGAAUAAUGUUAAAGUCCAGUGCGUUUCAUUGCAUUCACUGGACUUGUCCCAAUAGGACCCAAGUAUGAUAAGUGAAGGCCGUCUGAUCCUCAACAGCCGCGUCCACGACAGGUCUUUACUGGCAUCAACAACAUCUCAGGGCUUCACUUUCACAGCCACCACGGGUCGUCUCCACGGUCAUCCUCAUAGACUUGAAACCAUGCAAUUGCUCAUGUACAUUUAGGUCAGGUUGUGUUCUUUGAAGUUUAGCAGAUGGAAGGGAUGGUACAUCUACAGAUCUAACUUUACUUUAUACAUAGUGUAUAAAAUCUCCAUUCCAGCAUGUGAAAAAGUGAAAUCCCUCUGGUCAGACCCUACUGUACGUGUCCAAGCAGUCCCUCUAUUUGCUGUCAAGGUUUAAGUGUGAUAAAUACAUCUGAAGGAUGGGGGGCUGUGUAUUAUAUUGUCACCUUCUAUCCCACUGUCUGAUUUCAACAUAUAUAAAAUACAUGUGCUAUAUAUUGUUAAUCUUGUAAGUAAAAUAGCGUGCCAUGACAUAGUGAAAAGCAAAGGAAAGGUACAUGCUAACUUUGUUCAGAGAAAUGUUUGUUUCAUUUCUUUCCGUAUGCCUAUACUGUAGCGUCAACAUGAUUAUGUGAAGAAUCACAGUUCUGUAUAUUUAAGCCCACCACUAUGCUGUAUUGUAUGUGAACCAUUGUGUUGUAGUAAAAAGUUCAAUAAACUUGUAGAAAGAA
Molecule: messenger RNA, 6255 nt
Organism: Pungitius pungitius (ninespine stickleback)
Lineage: Eukaryota; Metazoa; Chordata; Actinopteri; Perciformes; Gasterosteidae
Gene: kif5aa
Product: kinesin family member 5A, a
Exons: 29
Coding region: 575-3703 (1042 amino acids)
Biological process (GO): microtubule-based movement; mitotic cell cycle
Cellular component (GO): microtubule
Molecular function (GO): ATP binding; microtubule binding; microtubule motor activity
Source: RefSeq, a predicted model, not a curated record